AUGACUAACUCCAGCUUGAUUCGGCCUAUUGAAAAGCCCACCAAAAGGUAUUCGUACUCGGCAGCAGAGAAGCUUAAGAUUAUCCGAUACGCUGAAAAAACAUCGCAGGGUCAAGCUGCGUUCAAAUAUGGUGUCCAUAAAUCUAUGAUAUCUCGAUGGGUGCGAAUUUUGGAUAAAAUCAAAGCCGCAAAACCUACUACUCGUCGCAUUGGAUCUGGUCGACGACCUUGGAAGCAAUACUUGGAAGACGAGGAUGAGUAUAACGAGGACAGCAGUGACGAGGCAGAGGAAAAGCAUAUCGUCGAUUCUCCCAUUUCUGACCAUUCUUAUGCAUUGCGAAAAACCCCUCAAGAUGCCGACUUUCAUGAAGAUGACAGAGAUAUGUUUGAAUCAAAUUGUGAUUCCAGCACGCUGGUAGCCGAACUCAUGGUUAGCGAAAGCUUGGAUGGAUGGGAGUCGUCGUCGCCUGCAUUGGUCACACCAGUUGCUAUUUCACAAGAUGCUACACCUACUCCAACAGAUCUGGUCGUAGCAGCCACUACAUCAACUGCAUUUCUGUCCAACUGCAUGCUUGGAUAUACCAUCCAGCCCAUUCAGAGUCAUUCAUUCUCAUACCAGUCAUCUAUGGCUGACACUGUUUCAUCACACGCAGAUACCCACUCAUUCGAUUUAUGCUUUCCACUUCAAAACACUCAAGCCAGUCAUACUUGGAGCUACAAGUCUGCAGCAUGUCCGACCAUCAAGGCUGGGUCUAUUCAUAUGCAGUCUGUCUCUUCAUCCUGUGAAAAUAUGAUCCUUGACAAUACUGGACUGUUUGACAAUUUUGUGGAUGAUGGGGAUACUGGAAUUGACAGCAAUCCAUGCCGACUUGCACUUGCUUUAGACAAGAUGUUUUCCCUUUCCAAGAGCGAAUGUAUGUAG
This is a messenger RNA of Batrachochytrium dendrobatidis JAM81, 921 nucleotides long. RefSeq lists its product as uncharacterized. Bases 1 to 921 code for a protein of 306 amino acids. The record is from RefSeq and is a predicted model, not a curated record. The transcript has a single exon. Gene Ontology annotation, molecular function: sequence-specific DNA binding. Lineage: Eukaryota; Fungi; Chytridiomycota; Chytridiomycetes; Rhizophydiales.